AUGUUGUCUUUGGAACCCAAAGUAAUCUCACAGAGUAUUGCAAAGGCUGCCAAAUCUGGGAAGUGGAGAUAUGGGGACCAUUCACACUUCAGUCAGAAACAGGGAUCUGGAAACAACUGGGCAAAUGGGUAGUUUAUGGGCUGGCCACCUUGUAAUUAUAAAGGCUCUGAGUUUUUCAUGACCACAUGACAUUAUAGGAAAAACUGGUCAGGUGACAUCAUGUGGUUAGGAAAAACUCUGUGCCCCACAGCAGUGUCCAUAGCACUGUAAUAUGACAACACUGUGUUUUCCUUUCUUUGUGUGUGGAUACUGUGUCCAUGGACCACGUCAUGAGGAGUUGGUGGUGGACAUCGUGAGGAGAAAGGUGGAGCGCUGUGACCGUCUGGCAGGAAUCAUGGCCGUUGGUGGUGGACAUCGUGAGGAGAAAGGUGGAGCGCUGUGACCGUCUGGCAGGAAUCAUGGCGGGGGGCACAGGGUCAGGGGUGGUAACAUAUGCCACUCAGUGUCUCCGGGAUGCCUACCCAAACUCCUUCAUCCUCAACCACCUGACAUGGCCCUAUGACACUGGAGAGGUAAGAGGCUUGCUUCAGCACCUGGAAAACAUCACAGAUCUGGCAGAUAAAGGCCUACCAUUUAUGUUUUACAAUAUAGACAUAUUUCCUAUGGAAUAAGCAUUAGAUUUUUAAAUUUUUGUCAUUUAGUAGACGCGCUUAUUCAGAGCGACUUAAAAUUAGUGCAUUCAUCUUAAGAUAGCUAGGUGAGACAACCACAUUUCCAAAGUAGAAAUUACAAAGAAAUUACAAGAAUAUAAUUUCUGAAGGCAGAAACAACAUCAUCAUCAGUACUCUUUGAAUGACCAGUUUUACCUAAUUGCUAUUUUGUGUUUUCCUUUGAAGGUGAUUGUUCAGAACUACAACUCUGUGCUCACACUGUCACACCUCUACCAGCUCUCAGAUGCCAUCCUGGUUCACGAAAAUGACACGGUGCACAAGAUCUGCGCCCAGCCUAUGAAUAUCAAACACAUAUCAUUCAGUGACGUCAACAAAGUCAUAGCCCACCAGCUAGGGAGUGUUCUGCAGCCUGCACUCACUGGUGACUCCCAUGGUGUCUACAAUAGAAACCCCAUAGGUGAGCAUUUACAUUUGACAUUUUACUCAUUUAGCAGACGCUCUUAUCCAGAGCGACUUACAGUUAGUGAGUGCAUACAUUUUUUCAUACUGGCCCCCCGUGGGAAUCGAACCCACAACCCUGGCGUUGCAAGCGCCAUGCUCUAUCAACUGAGCUACACGGGACCUGUGCAGCAUCAACACUGUACUGUAACAACACACAUUCUGUACAUAUACAAACGUAAACCUAUGCCCCUAUUCAAAUGUAUUAGCAGAAACAAACCAGUGUCAAAGUCUUGAAGUUGCAUAUCACACACUGUGCACUGUGUUUCCAGGUGAACUGAUAAGCGGCCUGGUGUGUCACCCAGAGUACAAGUUGCUCAGCGUCUGCAACAUUCCCCAGGUGUCCAGCUCCUCCAUGGCUUACAGCGUGUUCACCUGGUCGGGCCUGCUCAAACACCUACGUCAGAUGCUCAUUGCCAAAGCCAAAAUGGUCACUGCAUUGGUCAGAAAUGAGUGCUGUACUAGUCUUGAACACUAGGGGGCAGCUUUGCCUAACUGUUAAAUUAAUAACUGUGAAAUUCCAAAACAAUUGAUGUCCCCAUGCAACUCAACUGUUUACUGUUCCAUGUCCAGAUAUUCAUGUUAAUGCUCUGAGGACUAUUAUUUUUCAGGCAUCAACUGGCAGUUGCGAGCCCCCUCUCUCCAGCCUGAAGGGGUAGAGAGGACCAAGAGUCACAGACGACCAGGCUUCAACACCUCCCUGGCCAACCUGCUCAUACUGCGGGGGAAGGAUGUGAACAGUGCAGAGAUAGGUAAGAGACCAGUACAUAGGUGUCUAACUACUAUGGGACAAUAAACAUUAAUACAGAUACUGGUUGUUUCUAUUCAUUCUAGAAUCCAACACUCCUUUUGAAUGUUUUUAUAUCUAUAGGUGGAUUUCAGGAUCCGACCCUAUAUACCCCCUUGCUUCCAACAGAUGAGACUUUCAGCAUGUGGAAAACUCCAGUCCCCUUUAACAAGUAUGAGAAGUCUGCUACACUGGUCAGCAACAGCCAGGCUCUGCUGAGGCCUCUGGACAACAUGAUGGGGAAAGCCUGGAACAUGUUUGCUUCCAGGUACGGUUAGAUACAUAAUGUAAAAAAUAAACAAACAUGCAUGCACUUAUAUUGACGUUUUCCAACAGGAUGAGUCAUUGUCGAUCAUUGCAAAAAAUUGGUAAUGGAAGACUUCUACUGAUCUAAACUGCCUCAUUCCCAGGUUAUUGGGUUUCCACAUAUUGAUGUGGUGUCUUUGCUUCCACAGGGCCUACAUUCAUCAGUACACUAAGUUUGGAAUCUCAGAGGUAGAUUUCCUUGUUAGCUUCACAUCUCUUGAACAG
Coregonus sp. 'balchen' is the source of this 2487-nucleotide messenger RNA. NCBI's taxonomy places the organism in Eukaryota, Metazoa, Chordata, Actinopteri, Salmoniformes, Salmonidae. The record is from the annotation of a GenBank genome assembly.